This is a messenger RNA of Toxoplasma gondii ME49, 630 nucleotides long. RefSeq lists its product as hypothetical. The transcript has 8 exons. Bases 49 to 630 code for a protein of 193 amino acids. NCBI's taxonomy places the organism in Eukaryota, Apicomplexa, Conoidasida, Eucoccidiorida, Sarcocystidae. The record is from RefSeq and is a predicted model, not a curated record.
ACAAGUAGAGUGUUGUACGCCGGGCUGUGUUUCGACAUUUUCUCCACCAUGAGACUUUCCUUGUGUCUGGCGGCCGUGGCCGUCAUCUGCUCGAAGAGCGCCCACGCUCUUUCGAAAAAUGAUCAUGGUCGGAUUCUGCAAAACUCAAGUACCCGCCAGUGCGAAAAGUGCAAAGCCGCGUGCCCUCACAGACAUAGGCAUAAGCACACCAACCACGUCGAUGUUAAGGUAAAGGAAGAGGCGGAGCUGGCAGCAGCCAAAGAAAAGGGAAAAGAAGAAGGCCACGCUGCAGCACAAAAACUGAUACCGGAGGGACCUUAUACUGAAACACCUCACCCGUCAACGAACAAGAUUCCUCGAUCUGGCGAAGCAAAGGCAGAAGAACUGUCCUUGCCUGAAAAGAUCGAAGGCAUCGACGUUACAGAAUCUCUUGAGACAGCAGAAAGGACACUGACGGAGCUGCCAACGGCUUCAGAGGCUGCAGCUACAACGGGAGAGGUUCCUGUGAAUGAAAUGUGGGCCCCACAAGCCACUGAGCUACCAAAACAACACAUUGACGACGAUGAGGGAUGCAGUAGCUUCCUUACGAAAACACAAAGACGUUUGAGGAAUCUUGAAUCACGUGCAUGA